CACUGUCUUCUCAUUGCUUUUUUUCUGACGAAUUCGAGAACCACAAUACUGCUGCAAUGGCGAUUCAUCAUCCUUGGUGGAUGCGCAAUAGAAAGAAAGUAGACAAGUACAUGAAGAAUGCGAAGAGCUUGUUAACGAGCCAGGAUCCAAACGACGUCGUAGGAGCUCUUAGCCACUUAAACUCCGCGCUUUCCCUAUCUCCUCGCCACGAACUCGCUCUUGAACUCAAAGCAAGAUCGCUUCUCUACCUUCGUCGCUUCAAAGACGUCGCUGAUUUGCUUCACGAUUACAUCCCCACUCUUGGAACCGAUAUUGAAGAUAUUAGCAGCCUCCUCGUCGCCGGUUCAUCGGAGCUCUCCUCUCUCAGGCUUCUUCCUCCGAAUCACUCACCGGGUCACGACGAGUUUAAGUGUUUCUCUUACUCCUGCUUGAAGAAGAAGGUCAUGACAGGGUUGCGUAAUAAUCCCGACGUAAAAGGGCAAUGGAGAUACAUGGUUCUGGGUCAAGCUUGUUACCACCUAGGUCUAAUGGAAGACGCAAUGAUCCUACUCCAAAACGGUAAACGCCUUGCCACGGCAGAGCUCCGCCGUGAAAGCAUCAGCUGGUCCGACGACAGCUUCGUCCUUUUCACCUCCGAAUCUCAUCCGCAACCAAUCACCGAAUCCGAGAUCGUAUCGCAAUUGCUCUCCCAAACCAAACUCCUCAUCCGUCGGCGCACGGCGGCGAUCGCGGCAUUCGACGCCGGUCUCUACUCUGAAUCCAUCCGCCACUUCUCUAAGAUCGUAGACAGCCGUCGCGGCGCACCGCAGAGCUUCCUCGCGGACUGCUUAAUCCGUCGUGCCUCAGCAUACAAAUCCGCCGGACGAAUCGCAGAUGCCAUUGCCGAUUGCAACAUAACCCUAGCCUUAGAUUCGUCGUGCCUCGAAGCCUUAGAAACCAGAGCCGAUUUGUUCCGAUCAAUACGGUGUUUCCCGGACUCGCUUCACGAUCUAGACCAUUUGAAACUUCUCUACAAUACAAUUUUACGUGACCGGGAUAUAACCAGUCCGGUUUGGAAACGGUACAAUGUCCGGUACAGAGAGAUCCCGGGGAAAUUGUGUGUAUUGACCUCUAAAUUCAAACAAACGAAGGAGAAAAUUACGAACCGAGAAACCAGUAACGUGGAUUAUUACUCUUUGAUGGGAGUCGAACUUGGGUGCUCGAGAUCGGAGCUGAACCGGGCUUAUGUGUUGUUGAAUCUAAGACAUAAACCGGAGAGAACAGUGGUCUUCAUUGACCGGUUUGAUAUAACCGACGAAGAAGAAUUAGCUUCGGUUAAGAACCGAGCUAGAUUGUCAACUUUGUUACUCUACAGAAUGAUCCAGAAGGGAUACCGCGCCGUAAUGAGUGACAUAGAAAUGGUAGAAGCGGCGGCAAUCGAAAAGCAAUCGGCUGAAACGCUGAUUGAUGGUAAUAAAGCAGCAAAGGCGGUUGUGAGGAAGAGUAGCAACAAUAUAAAUGUGGUUAAAGGAGUGUUUUGUAGAGAUAUGGCGGCGGUUGGGAGUUUGAUAGCCCGUGCCGGUUUAAGACAACCUAUUCCGGUUUAGUUGUAUGUCGUAGGAUUUUAGAGAUGUGUAUCUCUCUAUGUAUUCCUAUUAGAUUUUGACAUUCAUAUUGUAGUGAGAAUGAAACAUUAAAAAAUUGCAUAAACU
This is a messenger RNA of Capsella rubella, 1691 nucleotides long. RefSeq lists its product as uncharacterized. Gene Ontology annotation, molecular function: protein binding. The record is from RefSeq and is a predicted model, not a curated record. The transcript is spliced from 3 exons. Bases 57 to 1586 code for a protein of 509 amino acids. NCBI's taxonomy places the organism in Eukaryota, Viridiplantae, Streptophyta, Magnoliopsida, Brassicales, Brassicaceae.